GCGCACAUGCAGCAAGUGCGGGUUUCAAGUUUACUUGUGGGUAUUGGAUAUUACAUACAUCCAUAGUCGAACACAGCUGGCAGGGCUAGAGAAAAGAGGGACUGCGAAAACAACAAGGCUGACGCCAUCAGAGCACAUAUCCACGAUCGAUAAAACCCGGAGACGCGAUACGAGUACGGAUCAACGUUAAAAUAUAGAGCUAGAGAAUAUUAUUUAGUGAGGAGUUUAAAAUCACACAUGAGAUAAAAAGUAGACUUGAACACGUGUUGUACAUCAAGUAGUCCAGAGACGGUUCUGUAAUAAAUAAUAGUGAGAAGAGUGGGGGAAAUAAUUGUGAGUUGAGUGUAAUAACACAGUGUACAUUUGAAUUAUAUUAUCUGAGGUAUAUUUAAAUAUGGAUGGCAAUUAAAGGUAGAAAUAGCGGGAGGAUCAUUAGAGGUUGAUUAGCGCCAUGUCUCGUGAUGGACCAAUCAGCUGCUUGGUGAACCAGCGUGAAAUAACGAAUCUGUCCAUAGACGAAUGACAACAAAAGAGAUUGAUAGUGCUGUGAGAUCAAGUGAGUGAGAAGGACACAUUGGUAACAGACAUUAAUUAUUUAUAUAUCGGAAAAGUGUUAAAGAAAGAGGACUGUUGAGGAUAUUGUAUAAUAAGAAGACCAACAUCCAACGCACUGUAUUUUAUUGGUGAACGUCGUGCUGGUAGUUUGUUAAAGUGUGUUGAGGAAUAUGAAGAGAAGAAAUGCCGAGUGCGGCAAGCUCCGGAGGCCCUUGAAACGCAACAAGAUCACCGAAGGAAUUUACGGAAGCACACUGCUGUACCUAAAAUUUCUGUUACUAUGGGCCAUGGUGAUUUUUGCGGACUUCAUAUUAGAGUUUCGAUUUGAAUUUUUGUGGCCAUUCUGGCUCCUACUCAGAAGUGUUUACGAUUCUUUUAAAUACCAAGGCUUGGCAUUCUCAGUUUUUUUUAUUUGCAUCGCUCUGACAUCAGAUAUGAUUUGUUUUUUCUUCAUACCUGUUCACUGGCUGUUUUUUGCUGCCAGUACAUACGUUUGGGUGCAAUACGUGUGGCACACAGAUAAAGGAGUGUGUCUACCAACUGUGAUGUUGUGGCUGUUGUUUCUCUACAUAGAAGCUGCAGUGCGGUUGCGUGAUCUACGCCACAUGCCCUUUCAUCUUGAUCUUUGUAGGCCUUUUGCAGCACACUGCAUUGGCUAUCCUGUUGUUACACUGGGUUUUGGUUUCAAAAGCUACGUCGGUUAUAGAAUGAGACAGAGAAAGCAAAAAGAUGUGGCGAAAGAAAAUGAAUUUUAUAUACAGUUAUUACAGCAAGCAUUGCCUGCAGAGCAACAAGCCGUGUCAACACAACAACUACAAUCACAAUUACAAUCACAAAUCAUAACGACAGAAACAAAUUCAAAAUCACAGCCACACAGGCCAAACACGCAAUAUAAUCCCAGUCCAGAAAAAAGUAGAGGGAAUGGUGCGUCUACAGACACAAGUGUACAUAAUGGUAGUGUAUCAAAUGACGCACACGCAUCUCAAGCACAAAAUAUAUCAACUAAAAAUAAUCACAGAAAAUCAUUUGAUAAAAGUGAUAAAAUAGAUGAUCAUAAACAUAAUUCAAGUAAUUCCUCACAAUCAGAUAAAAACGACAAAAGGUUUGCCCACAGUAAUGGUACAACGGUAUCACAUAACAAUGAUAUACAUUUUAUUGAACGGAUAAAUUCCGUUAAUGAUUUUGACGCAAAUGAAGUGGAAAAAGAUAAAACCGUUAAAGGUAGUGGUAAUACAUCACACAAUAAUAAUUCGAUGAAAACACAAUCGAACGGUUCAACAGCGGGCAAAUGGAACAAUAAUAGUAAUAAUAAUAACAAUAAUAAUAGUAAUAAUAAUAGUAGUAAUAAUAAUAAUAACAAUAAUGUUAAAGAAAAUCGUGACUCGACGACAACGACGACAGCAGUGCAACACAAUCAGCGGGAACGUAAAGGUCGUCAGAGUAAAAAUAUUAUUUCUGAUACAACAAUAAGUGAUCAUCAAAAACAACAAGACGAAUAUUGCCAGAGGUUAAUUAUUUGUCGCAAACUAGAGUCUGAUGUAAAACGUUUAAAGUCGGAUUUACAGUCAAGUCGACAGAGUGAACAAGAUUUACGUUCGCAAAUAAAUAUUCUGCUCACUGGAGAGCGACAAGCCAAAGGUGAUAUGCAGCAGCUGCAACAUGAUAAUGAUCAAUUGCAGAAUAAACUUCAGGGGCUGGUUACGGCUCGUCAAUUAGAUAAACAAACGAUGUCGUCGUUGGAAAGACGGAUUGCUGAAGAACGUCGACAACGUACAGCGUGUGAAGCAUCGUUGGUGUCUGAAAGACGAGCUCGUCGUGUAGCUGAAGAGGCUAGAUCUGCGAUUCCACCGCCUCCGCCGCCGCUUGUACGCCAGGAGUGUACAGAUGCGUGUAAAACUCGCCGGGCACAAAUGGAGCAGGAUCUCAAAAAUUUAAGACGUGAAUUAAAGACGAAGGAAGAGAGAUUCUUGUCAUUGGAAAAAGAAGUAACGCAUUGUAAAGAUAAUCAUGGGGAAACCGAAAUUCUUCUCAGUGCGCUAAAUGCUCUACAAGAAAAGAACACUCACCUGGAAAAUAGUUUGAGCGCAGAAACACGAAUAAAACUUGAUCUAUUUUCAGCGCUCGGUGAAGCUAAACGUCAGCUUGAAAUUAGAGAAAGUAUGAUGAGGUCACAUGAAAAAGAAAUGGAAAUUUUAAAAGCAAAAAUUGCCCAAGAUCUUGCAGUGAUGCCGCAAGACACAUUCAAUCCAGCACCCAGCAAUACAACGUCAAAGUUACGACUUAACAAUGAUGUACGCGUUGGUGGUUCGAAAAUACGUAGCACCGAAAGUCCAUGUCCAGGAUGUACUGUGUCUAAUCUUGAUCCUAAUGCAACGGCUUACACACCUAAAGGUUCUCUUGUUGCCUCCACCGAGGCUUAAAUUACUUUACUUAUUUUUUUUCGCAAUUGUGACACCGGGCGCAACAAAAAUGUAAGCAUAUUUCGUUUUUUGUUUGUUAAUUAUUGCUAUUAUUUUUUUUUUAUUUUUAGUUCUUAUCCGAGAUAAGACUUGUAAUGAAAUAUCAUAUACUUUAUUUAAUUAAUUUUUUAUAAAAUUGUAAAAAAGAAAAAAAAUUAUUUUGGAAUUAUCACAUCAUUUUCGGCGAGGAAAUUUAUGUUAAUUGGACACUUUUAUUUUUAUUUUAAAUACUAAGUUGUUUAUUAGAAAAAUUUAAUUACAUUGACGUUAUUAUUUUUUAUUUUAUAAUUUUGUUUUUUUUCAAAUAUUUAAAAUAAUGUGAUUAUUUUUCUAAAAUUUAUUACUUUUGUUUAUUAAAAACAAUAAUUAAUAAAAAAAAAUUAUAAAAUAGUGUUACAAAAUGUCCAAUUAAUAUAAUGGGUUAACACAAGCGUUUGAAAAAAAGAAAUAAUAAAUUAUCGGCAUAAAAAUAAUUAAUAAAAGUCGUAUUUCGUAUUCCGAAGCUAGUCCAUCAUACAAAGUGUACUGAAUGUCAUAACAAAUACAAGCUGUUCGCACUUCCAGCAAUAAAUUACCCACAAAUUGACAAGAUAAAGAUUUUUAAAAAUUAUCAUCAUUAUCGUGACAAUUUACAUCUGUAGUAAUUUUAUUUUAGUUAUCAUUCACAUCACGACUUUAUUCUUAAACGCAUUUAUUAAUAAAACAUUUUUUUCUCAGUUCAUUAUCAUUUAUCAGUCUAAGGUUGUAUUGUCAUUUAAAGAUGAGUUGAUAUAAUUUACAUAUUUGAAUUUUUAAUUCAUCAAUUAGUUAUUAAUUGAAAAUAGAAAAAAUAAAUAAAUAAUUGCCAAGUCAGUGAUAAUUAGAACCAUACAUGCGUUCCAUAUCUGUAUAUAUAAAGCAUUGUCAUGACAAUUAGUCAAUCAUACAUUUUUUUUCUUUAAGGGCAGUAUCAGACAGUUCCCCCCUUUUUUUAAAUUUUUAAUGAUUUAUCAUAGCCCUAUUGAAAUUUAUGAUACUGAAAUUAGCUGAGGUCUAAUAAUUUUUGAAUUUUUUUCAAAAUGAUGAAUUAUAAGAAAAAGAAAAUAUUUCAAAAAUUACACAUGUAGUUUUUUUAAUUUUCUAGAUGUGCAUUUUUUUUUUUAAUGUUUGGAAAAAUUUGAAAAUUAUUAAUCGCUAACUUCAGGAUCAUGAAAUUAUAUCAAUUAAUAAAAAAAACAAAAAAAUUAAAACCUUAAUUGAAAAAAAAAAAAAAAAUCGCUGAGAUGUAGAUUUGAAAAAAAUAUUGACAGUUAUUUUGCUGAAAUUUAUUUUCCAAAUUUCGAUUAACUCCCAAUUGAUGUCAACUGUCAGUAAUUUUUUUUUUUUAAUCUGUAUCUCAAUUAAUAAUGUUUCGAUUUUCUUUAACGAUGAAAAUAAAAAAAUAAAAAUAUGCACAUAUAGAAAAUUAAAAAAACUAUAGGUGCAAUUUUUGAAAUAUUUUCUUUUUUUAUAAUUUACCAUUUGGAAAAUAUUCAAAACUUAGUAGACCAGUUAAUUUCAGUAUCAUAAAUUUUGAUACGCUUAUGAAAGUUGUCAUUGAAAAUUUAAAAAAAGUAGAGGCACUGUCUGAAAAUGCACUUAAAAAAUCCUGCAUUGUGGCCGACUAGUCGAAAAUCUCGAAACAAUCCUAUGAGCACAAAUAAUAAUGAUAAUUACUAUCAUAAAAGCAGUAAAUUAAGUAAAAAUAAUUUAGAUUGAUACUUUUAAACUAAUUAUUCAAUUUAUUUCUUCCUGUAAUAUGUAUAUGCUUCCUUUUUUAAAGCUGCGGGUUUUUAUCCGGCCUUCGAUAUUCUGAUGUGGAAAUUUAAUUUAAUAAUUUGUGACUAAAUAUUAUUUUAUUAUUAAUUACUAUAAUUAUUUAAAUUUAGAGUAAUUGGUAUUUACAUAUAAUUUGAAGGACGAAAAUAAUAAUAAUCAUAACACUUAAAAAUUUAAUUUAAAAAUUGAUGAUAAAUUUAAAAAUUUAAUAAGCGAUCAUAAACGAUGUACCUGAUCGGGGAUGUGCUAGUAAUGGCUGUUUCAAUAAAUUAUUGUUACUUUAUUUUAUUUUUCGGCUUUGUUUAAAACUUGAAUGAAUCUGAAAGUUUAAAAUUAUAAAUUUUAUGUUUAAAUUUAAAAUUAUGUAUAUCUUUUGGUUGUGCGAAUAUACGAAAAUAUGUACGUAUAUUAUUUAAAAAAAUUGUUUAAAUAGCAAGGAAAAAAAAAGGAAUAUACACAAUUGUAUAUGAUGUGUGAUAUUGUUAUAAUAAUAGUAAAUCAUAAUAUCUUUAUCAUCUUGUAUAAUUAAUUUAAUUAUAAAGAAAAAUAAUAAUAAUACUGUUACUUACUAAAUUUCGUGCGUGAUAAAUACUUAAUAUAUUUUCAUUUAUUUAAAUUAAUUGGUUUAAGUGCCAAGCGCAAUAAAUUGCUAAUUUAACGAUAAAAAAUUUCUAGUAAAAUUCGUGAUUAUGUUAAUUAAUUAAAAUUUUAUGUUUUUAAUUACUUAUGUCAAAGACAAAAUUUAAUUUAUAUUUUUUCGUUAACUUGUCAUUAAAGAUUUAUAGUUUAUGCCCUUCUAAUCCCUGAUUAAGAAAUAUUUAGUCAUAAACUUUGAAUUCUAAUUUUGAAUAAUUUUUUUGAGAAGUUCAAAGUCACAAGUUGAUGAUCAAUUUAGGGAAAGUCGAAGUUAGUCAAUUUUUGAAAACACAAUAGUUUUUAAUCAGUAAAUAAAAGUAGAAUUUUCAAAUGAUUGAAAGAUGAGACGAUUUGAAAAUAUGAAAUUUUUUUCAAGUACUUUUAGAUACUUUUCAAUCACUUAAAUUAUUAAGUUCGAGUUUCAUUUUAGAGAGAUUCAGAAGAAUUAAAAUAUAAUAAAAUUUUUAAAUACGUGGAAAUUUUUUUAUUCGUAAUGAUACUGAAAUUUUGAUUCAUGGAGAGACAGAAUUAUUUAAAAGUAAUCAAUUUUACUGAAUACCAAAGUAGCACAUUUGGCUUUGUGACAUCUAUAAGAUGUCAAUUUUUUCGACCUAUCGAUAAGACACCAAAAUGUUGACAAAACAAUCAGAAAUUUGACACCAAAAAAUGUCUGCUUCAAAAACUUGACACAAAAAGCGACAGAAAUUAAAUUACAAAUUCUUGGCAAAUAUGUCAUCUAAAUGAUUUGUAAAUUGAAAUGACUCCUUUGAGAUGGAAAAAAAGUCUUAUUUAUAUAAAAAAAAUUUAUCUUGUCUUUUUAAAAGACAUCUUAAAGUUGUCUCUGUGCUACUUGGGUACUUCCAUAAAGUUUCCAAUCACUAAAAAAUUUUUUAAUCGCUUCAAAAACUUUAUAAUUUUUAUUGAGAACCCAAAGAUUUAAAAAUAUUCACAUUUUUUUUUCAAAUUUAAUCACUUUUCUUAAUCAGGGAUAUUUGUCAUUGAACAAACAGUUCGGCAUGUCAGUACAAGUUUUACUUCACUUUACCCCGUGAUCAUCACUGGAGUUGUUAUUCUCUAAUAAAAAAAUAUUAUUACAGUUCGUAUAAAUAAAUUCAACGCAUUGCAAUCAUUUGCUGUUAAUAAUUAACACAAUUAAUGAUUUAAACCCUCUCGGCUGUACUCCAAUUGAUAAAUCAAAUGGUCCAUAAAAUAAACAGAUUGAAAAAAAGAAAUUAAUUAAUGAAACUCAAGUAAUUUUUCUUUUUUUAAUAAAUAAUUAUUAAAAAUUUAAUCUAUUAUAAUAUUUAUUAAUUAAUUACAAGUAAAAUAUGUCUCAUUGCGUACUUAAUAAUAAAAACUAAAAAUUAGAUUUUAAAAUAAGUACACGUGUGUACAUGACGUUGCAUGACAAAACGGUUAAUUAAUUAUUUAAUUAAUCAAUUUGUCCCAGUAUUGAUCUCAAACUCGGUGGCUGGACACGCAAUUGGUCUUAAAUUAACCAUCGUAAUAAUUUUAUUGUACAACCUGUAUUUGAUAAUGUUUAAUGAUAAAACUGAGAACAUCAAAAAAAUUAAUCAUACAUAAUAAUAAUUAUUGUGACUACAGAUCUGUCUACAGUUAAGAGAGAAAAUGUAAGCGAGAAUGAGAGUGAAAGAAAGUAAGAGAGAAAAAUAACGCAUCAGCAUAAUUUAUAUUAUUUAAAUUUAUCACCUCUGUAUUCUCAUUUAUUUAUUUUCAUUUAUUAAAAAAAAUUUUUUAAAUUAUUCAGUACACAUAACAAUUUAUUGUCCUGAAAAAAAAAUUAUUUUUUCAUCCACUAUUAUUUUUUUUUUAAUUUUAAUGUUUGUUUUUUACGAGUGUGAAUGUACCAGACAUCAAACAAAUUUAAAAUUAUCAAUAAGUAGAGUAAAUAAUUAAAAAGAAAUAUUUAUAAAAAAUGCACUUAUUAAUUUUUGAAUUUUUUAAAUGCCCAUUUUUUCAAAUUUAAUUUUAUCAAUUACUCUAUUUAUUUAUAAUUUUAAAUUUGAUAUCUGCUACAUUCAUACUUAUAAUUUAUUUUAUUUUUUUUUAUUUCUAAAAUAAGUGAGUCCAUAUGCAACAAAUUAAGAAGAAAAGUCGACUGUGUAAAUAUUGUAUUAAAAAAAAAUUUUCCUAAACAUUUUAGUAUGCAAAUACUUAUGAUUCUGAAGUUAUUCGACAUCUAAUAAUUUUAUGACUUUUUCAAAAAUGAUUCAAAAAAAAUAUUGUAAAAAAUUGCACCUAUAGUUGUUUUAAUUUUCUACAUGUGCAUAGUUUUAUUUUUUUUUUUUUUUUGUAAUUGAUGUGAAAAUUUUUAAUUGUCAAGUAACUUCAGGACCAUAAAUACUUACAAAAAAUAACAAAGCGCUCGGCAAAAUAAAUAUUUAAAAAAAGGCGAGUUUAAAUUAUUGGUGAUUGAAAGGCUGGAAAAAAAUUUGAAUAAAAAGUGUAAGGUCCCUGAUUAGUUUGUACCAAUCUUAAAUUAUUGUGUAUCUCUUAUCACUUAUGCAAUAUACAUAUUUAUUAAAAAUAACUAAACAGGUUCUAAUAUUAUCUGCUGUAGCAAAUUGUAAUUAAAUGUCAUUUUUUUUCGAAAAUUUUAAUGUAUUGUAAGUCAACCGAUUAUUUAUCCUGCCAUUUUCAUACAUAAUUAGUUGCACAUAUCAAUUUUUAGUGAUUUAUAUUAUUGAAAUGUCGAAAAUUAUUACUAUUAAUAAUUUUAAAAAAUAAUUGUCAGACAUUUUUGAUGAAAAUAAAAAU
This is a messenger RNA of Microplitis demolitor, 8225 nucleotides long. RefSeq names its product macoilin-1. The transcript is spliced from 11 exons. Gene Ontology annotation, biological process: neuronal signal transduction. The record is from RefSeq and is a predicted model, not a curated record. NCBI's taxonomy places the organism in Eukaryota, Metazoa, Arthropoda, Insecta, Hymenoptera, Braconidae. Bases 726 to 2975 code for a protein of 749 amino acids. Gene Ontology annotation, cellular component: rough endoplasmic reticulum membrane.